UGGGCGACCACGGUCGACAGCUCGCAGCAUCUCUUCAACUUUCUCUGGUAACGUCUGCUUUGCUGGAAAUCCCCACCCAAGCUAGUGGCACAUUGUCCCCCGAAGCAGUCCGAACGUCUUGCUCUUCACUGUGCGCAUGCAGAAGCAUCGUGGACGAUAACCCUGACGCUGGAACACGUACAACGGUUUAUAAUCUUUAGGCAUGGAGGCGCCACCAUAUAUUCCGUACCAAGCGUACAAGUCCAAGAGACAUUCCAAGACUCCAUCAAACCAGUUCUUGACACCUAAUGUCUCCCCUCCGCAGGCUCGACCAGCAGUAGUCCUCGGCAAUGGGCAUGUUUUCAGCGAACCCGUUGUACCACAGCACCGCGAUGUCAACGGUGACACCGAGAAGGUAGAUUCAGCAACGGAUGCUCCCAACCGCUUGACGGAACGACCAGCGUCGGUGUUAGAUGACCUAACUCGUUAUGAACAAAUUUCACCGUUAUCCAUCACUGUGACAGCUGUACCUGCAGAGUCUCGUUCGGUUACCGAUUCUCCCCUAUCACUCUCGCCACCAGUUGUGGCAAAGGAUACCCCUUCAUCUACGACAUCAUCGAUACCUCCGUCACCUACAACAUCUGAACGACCACAGAUUAAUGGCAAAGCACCAGAAUCUAUGAACAAUUCUGCAGCAUCUUCAAGUACAUCUUCACCCGCAACCAGUCCAAGAUCCAACCUCACGACACGCAAAGUUUCGACAUUCCGCCAUAUUCCCCUUCGUCCUGUAAAUGCCAGACCCCCGCAGCCGCCUUCCCCCUUACGACCUCCCGGGACCCAUACGUAUACAGCUUCUAAUACCUCAACGUCAACUCGCCUGUUGGGAACGCCAGAACCACGGAGUCGGGUAUCUUCCACUGCUUCAACACCUAACGAGCGAGUGUUAUCUUCAAUGCCUUCCAUAGAUCUACAUCGACACCCUGCUGUUAUUCCACCAAAGGCCGUCUCGCCCAUACCAAGUCAGAGUUUAACUCCUGCGUCUGCGUUAUCACCCUCUUCGUCAUCAACAUCGUUACCUAUCUUACGGCAACAGCAGCGUUCCCCCGCGCCAUACCGGCCGGGCUUCCAACCCCAAGGUGUACGCAGGCCACGUACCGAUGACUUCUUGGAAGCUCGUAGGGCAAGUCGAGAUAGCGGACGCAUUGAACGAACUCGGCUAGAACGACGACUGGAGAAGUUGGUUAAUCUUCAUUUUCCCCAUCCGAAUAAACAGAAGGCCACAGAGCUGCAGACAAACGGACAUCCUAGUCAACAGACUCGGCGACAGUCAUCACUGUUUGAUUUAACUUUCGAAGACCUGAGGAACAAGACUGUGAGUGACUUGUGGAAAGAGGCUAUACAACCUUCAACUAGCGGAAAGAUGGAUGUCAGAGCUGCCGAACAAAUUAUCACUCCAUGGGAGGAGGAUGCAGCUGUUACUCUAUGUCCAUUAUGCUCGGCGUCUUUUCAUCCGCUCACAAACCGGAAACAUCAUUGUCGUCUUUGCGGAAGGAUCAUUUGUUCACUACCCGUGAAAUACCCUCAGCGUCAACAGCCGUGUUCUCUCCUUUUCGUUGCAGAUCCCAUCACCGGAGCGAUAGAGGAAGUUAAGGAAGGCGUGGAUUAUGGCGUCCGACGGCGUAAUCCAAGCAUUUCUCAAGGCAAAGGGAAGGGCAAGGAACUAGCACUAACUGACGAGGAAAAAUUCCUCAAGGGGGUACGGAUAUGCAGAGAUUGCCGUCCUGUCUUGCUUCGACGACAGUAUCUACAGGAGGUUCAUCAUGUACCGAUAUUCUCGAAGUUGUACGAUGCCUUCAUCUCCCUCGAAAAGGAGAUUGAAGAGGCCUUACCGCAAUUCCAGGAACUCGUGCUCAGCUUAAGCAAUGACGAACGACCAUCUCCAGAGGCUUCAGCUGCCAGGAAACGAUUGCUGGAAGCAUUCGCUCAAUAUGACGCUCUUGCAAAGCGGAUACGAAAGAUUCCAUCACCAGAGGGUCAAGGGAGUUCGCAAGACAGGGUCCAAACAGCUAUCCUGUCCAGGGCAAACAACUUCCUACAGAAGAACAUGUUCCCUCUCCAGGCACUGCCAAAGCCGAAAAGGCUAACAUCUGACCAGGCUCCGAAGGCCGACGUUGAAGAACAUUCACAAAUGGUCGAUCCCGAUUCAGAGGUUGCACAUGCACUACAGCCUCUACUGGAGCAGGAAGCUCUGCUGGAAUCAUUUGUUGAAGAAGCCAAGGCUCAUAGGAAAUUUGAGGAUGUAAAGAUCUUGAAGGCAAACCUUGCAGAGAUUCGCGCAGAGAUCGACAGGAUCCUGGCGAACGCGGAAGACGGGGUUUCAGCGAGAGCUAAGCCAAAGUCAUAGUGCUAUCGUACUCGAGUCUACCUGAGACAUGGAGUGAUCAUCAUAAAUGUCCUUGGAUUUUUUGGGGGAUGCUAGAUAAUGGUAUUAAUGCAAACGAUGUGGACGACGAUAGCUGGAUGUGAUAGUGAUGUACGGAUGGAUAGAUGGAUCGGUAACGUCCAAAAUGACAUGGAUGGUAUGCUAUAUGAUGAUUAGUAGAGGGCGACAAUAGAUGAGGAUAACUUAGAUGCAAGUGAAUGAAUGAGAGUCAACCGGAGCCCGCAAAAGAAACAUAUGGAUCGAUACC
Molecule: messenger RNA, 2669 nt
Organism: Somion occarium
Lineage: Eukaryota; Fungi; Basidiomycota; Agaricomycetes; Polyporales; Cerrenaceae
Source: the annotation of a GenBank genome assembly